Rotaria socialis is the source of this 798-nucleotide messenger RNA. The record is from the annotation of a GenBank genome assembly. Lineage: Eukaryota; Metazoa; Rotifera; Eurotatoria; Philodinida; Philodinidae.
AUGUUAAAGCUUUGCUUAUUUACUGUUUUCUUGUUAUUAUCACCAAUAUUUGGUCUAUUAGAAAGUCUAUUUCAAAGUCAAAAUGAUUGCUAUUCAAAAUGCGACUUAAAUCAUGCUGUUGGUUUAUCAAAUUCGGAUGCUUGUAAAAAAGGCUGUGAUUAUAAAUUACACGGUGAAAAUUGUGCAGUUCAAUGUAAAUUACUUGCCAUCGAUGAAAGAAAUCAAGCUAGCUGUUUUGAUGGCUGUUCAUCGAGUAAUUUACUAAAACCUGUUCCUGUUGAGAAUGUACCUUCACGAUCUAUCAUACUUAUACGUCUUCGUCAACGUCCAUUAGCCGAAUCUUCGUUGUUGAAUGGCGAUUCAAUGCGAAUGUUUAUGGAUAUGAUAAGAAAAAUAAAAGAGAAUAGAAAUUUCGUUAAGCAAUCAAACGAUAUCAAUACUGAUUCGCUAAAUACUGAAAAUACAUAUAAAAUGACACGUUUAAUUAUUUAUCGAAAAGAUAAAACGCCAUCGACAAAUAAUCGAUUUAAACAAUAUCUUAAUGAUGUUCAUAGUAAAUGGAAUGAUCUCAUUCGUAAACAACCUGAAAUUCCUGCAUGGAUCUGUUUUUGUUUUUUACUUUUCUCAUCAGCAUUUCUUUUGUAUAUGAUUGUAUCACUUUAUUUUCAUACACCGAGACAUCACACACUAUCAAUUCAUGCUGAAAAACUUGCUACUGAAAAUAUAUAUGAAAAAGAAAAAUUUCCAUCAAAUGAACAAGAAUAUCAAUAUAAAGAAUCUGUACCAAUUAAAUUUUAG